Messenger RNA from Phaethon lepturus (White-tailed tropicbird), 447 nucleotides. RefSeq names its product scale keratin-like. The record is from RefSeq and is a predicted model, not a curated record. Gene Ontology annotation, cellular component: intermediate filament. The coding region runs from base 1 to 447 and encodes 148 amino acids. Gene Ontology annotation, molecular function: structural constituent of cytoskeleton. Lineage: Eukaryota; Metazoa; Chordata; Aves; Phaethontiformes; Phaethontidae. The transcript has a single exon.
AUGUCUUGCUAUGACCUGUCCUACACCUCCGCCUGCGGCGUCAACCGCCCCCAGCCCCUCGCUGACAGUGGGAAUGAACCGGGCAUCCGCCAGUGCCCCGACUCCACAACCGUGAUCCAGCCGCCCCCAGUCGUCGUCACCUUCCCCGGCCCCAUCCUCAGCUCCUUCCCCCAGGAUUCAGUUGUGGGAUCCUCUGGAGCACCCGUCCUUGGGGGCUAUGGGGGUCUGGGGGGCUAUGGCUCCUCCCUGGGCUAUGGGGGUCUCUAUGGCUAUGGGGGCUAUGGCUCCUCCCUGGGCUAUGGGGGUCUCUAUGGCUAUGGGGGCUAUGGCUCUUCCCUGGGUUACAGGGGCCUGUAUGGCUAUGGUAGACCCUAUGGUUCUGGCUCCUGCAGCCCUUACUCCUACCGGUAUAGCAGGUACAGCCGUGGCAGCUGCGGACCCUGCUAA